AUGGAUAUGCUGAUGACAAGCCUGGAAAUUAAUGUGAUUUUGGCAACUUCUGACAUUUUAUUAAGAUUCCUGUACACGGCUUCAGGGGAAUUGCUGCUGUCAGUGAGGAGCGGGCUGGCGCCACCGGGCAGCCGGACGUCAGAGGCAAAGCCCGACUUUGCUGUCGGCCACCAAAGCUGCGCAGACUUCUUAACCCGGCUGGAAAGCAAGACGUGGUGUCUUACGGCGAGGAGCAUCGUUCUUAAGUACUGGCAGAGAGAUAGCAAGACUGACAGUGGGAAAGGGCAGCUGACUAUUUUCUCUCUUCUGGCUUUUAUUUGUGAAGAAAUUGUGGAGGAUUGUAUCACGUGUGGUGGACUUUACUUCUUUGAAUUCACAAGCUGCAGUGCCUUUUUUUUGAGCCUCCUGAUCCUGUGCAUGUAUUGCACUGAUACAUAUGAAACAUUUGGAGAAGAUACAGUAAGGAGAGUGAAUUUUGGGGCCGUGGUAGCCAUAUGUCUCUUUUUUCUGUUAGCAUCAAUAGUGCUUGCUGCAACUGGCUCUGGGUCUGCUGUUGAAAAAGCUGCAUUUGUGUUUGGAUUUCUUGCAUUUGCUGCAUUUUUAGCUGAAAUUAUUGCAGAGUGUUUUUACAUUUGGAAACAAAACAUCGAUGGACGCUCUGAAAAUCCUGGCAACACUCAGAGUGCCACAGAAAAUCAACCACUGAAUAAAGCAAGCUAACUUUCUGGAAUUACUUCCCUUUUUUCUUUUUGAAUGGAGCAAACUGAAAUGAACUUUCAGUGCACUGUAGGUAACAACUUCUCUCUCUUCCUUCUAAUCAAUUUUGUACGCAUUGCUCAUCACAAAUUUUUAUAGAUCCUUCAGUCACAUAAUGGCAUCUUGAGCAUCAUAUUCUAAGGUAACUGGUCCUGCUUAAUAUCUGGUCCUGCCACCUGUCCAGGUGACGUACACUGAAAAAACUUGUGUCUAAAUAGAAUAACUUAAGGACAAGAGCGUGCUGAUUUGAUUUUUGACAGAGGUGACUAAUAAAGGUUAAUGUGUGAUAAAUAAAUUCUGAGCUGUACCCUAAAGAUAUUUUCUGUAUAAAUGGACCAGACACUUCUGUUACAAGUUAUAAAUUAGUACAGCAAAAUUCAUUCUUGUACUUACUGGUCAAACUGAAUGUAAAAGGGACACCUAACUGGAGCCUUACAGGAACACUUAUCCUUACAUAGGGGGGGUUUGUUUUGUUUUUACUACUCACGUCUCGGUUCUGUCUGUGGAGAUCAGUUUAAUGGAAUAGCGCGUGUAGGGGUUUUAUGGAGAGGGUAACGUAACCGUAUAUUAAGGAGACCGUUUUGCACCCCAUGGCCAUCAAAGUUUGGACUUGUAUGCCAGAAUCUUCUUUCGGAUUGUUUCAAAAGCUGUAAAAGUUGCAGGAAGAAACUUGAAAAACCAGCAGUGAGAGGAAAAAAAUGAAGAAUAAAUAUUUUCACGAAGUAACCCAAAAAGUGGCAAUCUGAACAUCAAGGGGAAAAAAAGUUACAGCACGUUGGUACUGUCUUGGUGAACAUUACCUGUGAGGUUAAUACCAUAUGCAGCUUGUUUAUGCGUAGCAAAUGCUAAGUUUUGCCAGAAUGGUUAUGGACCCCACCAUUUUCUCUGUUUAUAAAUACAGCACUGGCUUGAGACUUCUUGCUACUGACUAGGUCAGUUGGUAAACAGGUAAAUAAGCACUUGCAGCCUUGAUUUGUCUUAAAAGUGACAGGCUGUAGGACUGCAAGAAACACUACUGAUGCAACAUAUAUCAGAUGAGUGACGGACAUAUCAGACAAGAUGUUGAUGGCGGUAAAAGAAAUGAAGUGGUGAAAAGGCAUUUUUCAGAUGUCUGCGGUAGAAGCAAGACUAGCAAGACCGCUAGACUUCACUUAAGAGGAAAGACUUCAAAAGUAGGGCAAAUUGCUGUAAGCCUGGAGAUGCUCCAAAAGCUCCAAAAUACCAAAGUAAAUGAGAAAAAGCUGAUUAUGCAAAAAACAAUUCUUGCUUGAGUGCUGAUGACAUUUGCUGUGUCUUCCAGGCGCUAACUCCAUUUCAUCAGUACCCUAGUCUGACAAACUUAUAGUCCUGUAACCUGUUGUGACAGCAUUGAGACUAAGCCCUCCAGAAAUUGGCUGAGCAAGCCGCAUUUGGAAAAGGAUGCGGAGGCUGUUGUAAGACAAAGGGUUGUAAAAGAAGGUCAGAGCUUUUUUCCAGUGCUGCCACUUUCUGAUGAAUGUGAGUUUGUGAUUGCUCUCUCUAAGCUCUGAGACUUAAGCCUAACACUACACUUUCCUUGGAGGAUGUAAAAUUUUGACAGGUGGUGUGAAGCAUCAAAUUUAAACUGUAGCUUGGUUUCAGAGCCAUGUAUAAAAGACAUACUCUCUUCCAUAGAAUUUUCUGCCUUGUGAAGAAAUAAUACUCUUUGGACUGGCUUUUUCCCCUUGUAUUUAUUAGUGUCCAUUUGCACUAGAACCCGACCUCAGCCUAGGUGUACAGAGCUUGCUGUAGCUGUCUCUGAAAACUGGAUAGACUAGAGAUGGUUUGUUUACAAGCAGUGUUACUGGUGACUUGCCUUAAUGAGGAAUGUCUCUUCUCUGAUUUGCAGUGUCUUUCUUCGGGGAUUGUGUCUGUAUCUAUUAUUAAUAUUCCAAGAGAAUUUUUUUGUUUUUUCAUUGCCUGGGAGCCUACUGAAUUUGGUUUUACAUCAAAAUGUUUGUAGUCUCUAAAUCUUGAUCUACAAUUAAAAGCUAUAAAUAUAGUGUAAGGGUAACACUGUGCUGCUGAUAUUUAUUAAGCAAUGCAGCACUACGAUGAGACUGUUAUCAUUGGUAAUUUUUCUUGUAGUUUUUCUCAGCUUGAAUUUACAUGAAGGGAGUUCUGGGUUUUGGUUACAUUUUCUAUAGACUUUCCCCCACCAAAAUGCUUUGUUACUGGUGUCCAUUCCUGAAUUGAAGAUACUGGUACUGAAAAGGAUCUGUAAAGUCAUCUCUCUGCCUUGGCUCCCUAUUGAUGAUACCUACUGCUGAUACUUCACAGAGGAACCGAAAUACAGAGCAAGUUAUCUUUAUGACAAGGUGCCACGAUGAGUUGGUGUCAGAAGAAGGUGGCUCUGAGAGAGAUCUCCUAACUCCCGUGAUCUAUUAGGCCUUUUGAAGCAAAUACUGCCAACCUUUGCAGAAUGGUUUGAUGGAUUCUCCUACUACACAUGUGCUGGCAUCCCUGGCGUGUUUUGGGUUGUUAGAGUGAGGGGGUUUUGACGUAUUCUUCGCUUUCAUUUUAGCUGUUCCAAGUAGGUAGUUUAUACCCAUUCUCUCCCUAACUGACUGAUCCCUGUAUAGAUUUGAGGGUCGGAUUCCAUCUCUGACUGAAGCAAGGGAUGCAAGCGCUGCCGACUGCUAAUGGAAACAGCAAAUGAUAGUCUCUGGGGAAACUGGUAGUUGUUUUCCUAUAUGUCACAGGAGCUUACAAAUAGGAGGAGUCCUGCUUUUCUUUGUAACAAUACCUAUUGCUCCAUUCCAGAUACUGUUUAGCUGGCAUUAAUCUGUCACGUAGUAGUUAAAUACUACAAGCACACAAGUCACAUAUUGGUUAUAGGUUUAAGGCGAGCGCUAAAUUGUUGCUCCCAAACCAGUUGUUGGCCAACAAGUCAGUUUCUGCGUGGUGGUACUAUUAAUCCUAGGCUUCCAUGUAUGAGAUGUUCUUUUUGUUCUGUUUUAAGUUAGCUGAGAAGCAGGUUUGCUAGUGUGUAUGCUGUUCCCUGCUUCUGUGAGGCCGUUUUCUUAACUGCUUUAUCAGCUUCCUGAGAUGAAGGGGCAGGGGUGUCCCCCUUCCAGCUCCUCUGCCCUCACAGCCCUGGGGGGGCAGAGACUUGCUUGCUGCCAUGGCUGAGCAGACCAGUCUCCUGCAGUCUUGAUGUGCCCCCUUUGACGCUUCUGGUGCUGGAUUCAGGACUUUGAGUGUCUUGUCUUUUUAAUCAGACUGAUCCUAGAGAAUGGCGUUGGAGAUGGAUUAAACAUCUGGUUUUGCAGGAGCUGUGCGUGCCUGUGGCUGGAUGUCUCUUACCCCUCCCGUGCUCUGUCAGCAAAGCCGACUGCUUGUUUCCCAGACUGCUUCUGAUGAAAUCAGCCUGCUUUAUUUAAACCAGCUAUUUAAAUUGCUUACAUUAAGUUGGCUGAUUUUAACUGAAGUGGAUUAGGGGUUGUUUAGGAGAGCGGUGGGAGCUCUGGCAGAAGCACCGUUACAAGCCUUAAAUGUCGUCAUCUGUUUGCAAAGUAGCUGUCUCUCUAUAAUCUUAACUGGUAGUACAACCUGUGGAAAGAAGCAACUGCCCCAGUACGUCUACCUGGACAUUGUUUUCUCCCUUCUUCACCACGGUGCUUGGCAGUGGUGCUGCAAGCCUGCUCAGACACAUUAAAAGCUUUUGUCUUUCCCACUUGAGCCCGUCAAAAAAUACUUAAAGGCUCUGCUCCCACUUUCAGGCUUUGUUUACAGUACCUUGAGAAUCAGUGCAGAGGAUUCUCCAGGACACGUGAGGACUUGUCAUGAAGUGGCUCGACUGUUUCUGCUCUGAAAAUCUGAGCAUGCAUUAUGUAGAUUGUGAAUGUUAAUUUUUGUGUUUGGUGUUUAGCCCACAUUAAAAUCACAGUGCCCUUUGGGUUCUAAAUACGUGAAGGAAUUGUGCCUCCCUGCUUGCACACUGUGCUUAAAAAUAGCAGGGAAGGAUUGUGAUCUGUUACAAUUGAGUUCUACCUUUGCACCCUCCAACUUGAAAAAGCAGUGAGCUAUCUCGCACACUUCUCGGAGCUCUGCCCAGUUUUUUGCAUAAUGGCCAUCAUGGUGAUCCUCCUUCAAUUUGUGCAAUAAAAAUACCAAACUUUCUACACUGAAGGGAAAGAAAUACUUUGUGACAUUUUUGAAAGGCUAUAUGUAAAAUUGUAAUGAAUCAAGAUGCUGGUGGUGCCUUUAAGAUGGGAAUUCAACUUUGUUUUAGACUAUUGCUGUAAACAUAAACAGAUCUCUAGAUACUAAAUUCUGUGCUGUUCAGAGCUAUCUAUCACUUUUAAUACCUUUGAGAAUUUAAGUGACUUUUAAUGAUCAUUAAAUCAGGAUGAUAAUACAGUAUUUUUAUACAUAAAAAAUGAAAAAUGUAUAGUUUUGUUGCCAGUGUUGCCUUGAAUUUCCAUUUAAAUAAUUUUGAAAUGCUUAAAUAUUUUUUCCAUUCUAAAC
Molecule: messenger RNA, 5244 nt
Organism: Egretta garzetta (little egret)
Lineage: Eukaryota; Metazoa; Chordata; Aves; Pelecaniformes; Ardeidae
Gene: CMTM6
Product: CKLF like MARVEL transmembrane domain containing 6
Exons: 6
Coding region: 1-720 (239 amino acids)
Cellular component (GO): membrane
Source: RefSeq, a predicted model, not a curated record